CGCAUGCGCCACAAAUGUAUAACCACAAGGUCAAAGGCACGUGCGUCUACCGGCUGUCAUUCAGGAGUCUGUCCGUGGAUAGAGUUUAUCUAACUACCUUCGCGCUUGUUUGCGACCUUAUAAGAAUAAUUGGGGAUUGAUUGCGGUUACGAUCUACUUUUGGAAUGGCAAGAGGAAGUCGCAGUCGUCCUUCACCAGCACAAGCAAGUGCUCCUGCCCCAUCCUAUGCUCCAGCCCCCGCACCACCACCUCCUCCGAUGGCAAUGGCCCCUGCCAUGGCCCAGCCCAAGCAGCCAGGUCUCAUGGCCCAGAUGGCCACCACAGCUGCCGGAGUGGCAGUCGGCUCGGCCGUAGGGCACGUGAUGGGCAGUGCUAUCACAGGUGCUUUCAGUGGAGGCAGCAGCAGCAGCUCAGAGGCACCCAAACCAGCACCCACAUAUCAGGAGCCCUCACGACUUCCACCCUCUCAGUCUGGCCCAUGUCUCUUUGAGGUGAGGCAGUUUCUGGACUGUGCAACAACUCAGGCUGAUCUGAGCUUGUGCGAAGGCUUCAAUGAAGCUCUUAAGCAGUGCAAACUCUCACAUGGUGUAACAUCUCUGGUGUGAUGGAGAAUGUGGAAGAUCUAAACACUAAAUGUAGUCAAAUAAACUGUUGGUUCAGAUUCUCAAUAUUUCCAGCAGUUAAUGUGAAUUACUUAUGUUUAUAGCUGUUAAAUACACAUUGGUACUUUUGAAUGUCUGAUCAUGUAAAUGAAGUUGUACAAUUAAAGAGCUGCUAUUUAUCUUUUUUUCUUUGU
Sinocyclocheilus rhinocerous is the source of this 796-nucleotide messenger RNA. RefSeq names its product coiled-coil-helix-coiled-coil-helix domain-containing protein 10, mitochondrial-like. NCBI's taxonomy places the organism in Eukaryota, Metazoa, Chordata, Actinopteri, Cypriniformes, Cyprinidae. The record is from RefSeq and is a predicted model, not a curated record. The coding region runs from base 165 to 605 and encodes 146 amino acids. Gene Ontology annotation, cellular component: nucleus; mitochondrion. Gene Ontology annotation, biological process: mitochondrion organization. The transcript has 4 exons.